GGAGACCCCCCGUACGACGUACGGGGGACGACACAAGAUUCAUCCGAAACGUACACGCUUGGGGACCACUGUCGUCUAACUAUGACUGAACUUCGUUGUUUUGGGGUCUGGGUGACCGAUAACAGAAUACGUACUGUGGGUCGUGGUUGAUGUUGGGACGUGCUGACUGUUCUGAGCGCAUGUGGGUUCAUUUCCUUCGUGUGUUUCAGGGAAUGGCUACACACGGACGAAGCCGCUCCGCUAGUGGUUUCGCCCCGCAUGGAGAGGAGCGUCGAGGGAUGACAUCGUCGCCGACAAGGGAAACGAGUUGGGGAGUUGGCGGUGGGGAGGAAGAACGACGGGCUCAAAACUUGUGGUGCGACUACAACAAACGUGUCUGGUAUUUGGACUGGGCGAGCCAGGACGGCUCCGAUCCGUUGCAACCACCGUGCGGGCCGCUCUUAUACAAUUUCAAGUUUACGUUGAAGAAACAUUACAGAAGUGAUGGUUCCGUCGACGACAUCGCAAAAGGAUGCAAGGUUGCUGGGAGGAUGUUCGGCGGGUACGGUCGGCGUGCGAUGUCUUUGCCGUACUUUGUCCCGCUAGCGCCGGGGCACGACGGGGCCGUUCACGUGACAGACUUCCUUGAGGUCUGGGCGAGAUCUGGUACCUCUGUCAGUGUCGUGGAUGUCGGACCUGGGACAUCGGUCAGUGGUCCUGUUGGGUUCGCAGGAGGAGAGUGCUCUGAAAGGGGGAUGGGAGGUCAGGGUGGCCUGCCAGUUACGCCUCCUGAUCAAGAGGUGGGCAUGUCAGACGACUCGGAGGACGACCAUCCGCGUGCUCCUUCGAAACCGAGCUUGCAUGGAUCUCGCCGCCAAGGUUUGCUUGGGGAGUCGACGCCACGUGGAGGCGGCGAUGGUGAACAGUUGCGACAGGGCUCAGAAUCGACGACUCCUCGUGGUCUGGUUGAAAGGAUUGGUUUGUUCGUUUGUGGCAUGCACGUGGUCGAGGUUUCGCGUGGAGAUCGCGCGGGUGGUCCGCAGGUUCGAGAGACAGGGGUGCAGAAGGACGUCGUGUUGCACAUCCAUCCCGAAAGAAUAUUAGCUAUUCCAGACUGGGAAGACGCGUACAACCACCAAUCCUUGGACGAGUUCCUCGUUGAUACCAUCGCGUCGGCUGUGAUCGACUGCUACGAACGUAAAGACAUGAGAUACACGAAGCCCAUUUUCGUUCUCGCUCCGAUCGUCGCACCUCCAGAGAAUGGCGAGCCUGCUGUGCGCGUGCUGCUUGCUGACUUCGACAACUCACAGCCGGAGAAAUAUUGGUAUUAUCCUGUGUGUGGGCAGCAUAAUGCGAGGGCGGCGAUGAAGGUGAAAGACCAUCCCGUGUUUGAGUAUUACAACUUCUAUAAAUGGUCGUUCAGACCGAUCUUCUUCCCUGAUGACGAGUUCGACGACUACGCCCAUGUCAGCUGCGAAGACAACAUGAAAGACAAGAAGAAUCCACCGCGCUUGCAGGUUUUGUCUAUGCGGCACAUUCGCAAUAUCUGGAAAAUUAAGGGCAAACCGCAUGUGGUGCUCGGCAAUACGUCGAAGAAAAAGGACGAGGUGCGAAAGUGGGUGCAGUUCAUGGCGUUGGCUAUGAAGAACACACCGUACACGCCUUUGUGGAACCUGUCAACGGAAGAAAAAAAAAGAAAGGAAUGGGCUGAGAAACUUCGAUACUACCUCCUGCUGGGCAUGGCAGAUGACUUCGUCUUCGCUUUGGGAGAGAAGUUCAACGAGGAGUGGUCGAAAGGGAAACUCCUUGCUUUCGACGGCCGGCGUUGGACUGAAAAGCCGCCCACCCACGAGGAGGUGGCCAAGCCAGGACUCUCCACUGUGACUGACAGCCAGGGGCUGAAGAAACACGUCUGGUACGUGAAGGUGGACGACCCGUCGUUGAAAAAGGGCAAGGGGAAGCCAAAGAAAGGCGCGGAGGAGAAAACUUUCUACGUCCAAGUUCAUGAGCCGGAUGUCCACUGCUAGAAGGAAUUGGUGGACUUGACGGACCGCAAGAAGAAAAGGUUGUUGAACGGCGUCUUGAACCUUAACGUCG
This is a messenger RNA of Chara braunii, 2076 nucleotides long. The record is from the annotation of a GenBank genome assembly. Lineage: Eukaryota; Viridiplantae; Streptophyta; Charophyceae; Charales; Characeae.